AUGCCACUUCUUGCCCUUAUCUUAUCUCCUCCCGCAGAGGCGUCAUCUGCUCCCCCUUCCCCAUCUCCCCCUUCCCCAUCUCCCCCUUCCCCAUCUCCCCCUUCCCCAUCUCCCCCUUCCCCAUCUCCCCCUUCCCCAUCUCCCCCUUCCCCAUCUCCCUCUUCCUCACCUCCCCAGGCCUCGCCAUGCUCCGCCACAUGUGGAACCUGCCCUACAGGAGCCACCUGCACGGUUACCUCUGGCAAUGUGUCGUACUGCAUCUGUCCUCCCGGCUAUGGCAUGGGGUACUCGUCUUGCUCAUCCUUCCUCUUCCUCAUCUCCUCCCUCGUCCCCACCCCAGGCCCCGCCACAUGUGGGAGCUGCCCCACAGGAGCCACCUGCACGGUUACCUCUGGCAAUGUGCCGUACUGCGUCUGUCCUCCUGGCUAUGGCAUGGGGUACUCGUCUUGCAUCAGCGCUCGUCCCGAUGCUUCCUCCACCAGCAUCACCUUCUACGAUCAGACAAACUACACCAUCAGCCCCACCACCUACACCAUGCGUCUGCGAUACAACGACUGCAGAUCCAUCCCUGCAUCCGUCGCCGAGCGCGCCCUCUCCCUGUGGCGUGUGGACGGGGUCCCUGGGGGUGCGGAUAACUGCGCCUCAGUGUAUGGUUACACUCGGGAGAGCUGCCAGGGGCCUCCCACGUGGCUGCCUAUCACCUCCAGUGGGACGGGAAUCAGUGCGGAAGGAACAAUCAACUAUACUCUAGUAAUGCGGUGCUGCUGUGCUGCGGUGCUGCUGUGCUGCGGUGCUGCUGUGCUGCUGUGCUGCGGUGCUGCUGCGCUGCUGUGCUGCUGUGCUGCUGUGCUGCGGUGCUGCUGUGCUGCGGUGCUGCUGUGCUGCUGUGCUGCUGUGCUGAUGUGCUGCUGUGCUGCUGUGCUGCGGUGCUGCUGGGUUGCUGUGCUGCUGUGCUGCGGUGCUGCUGUGCUGCGGUGCUGCUGUGCUGCUGUGCUGCUGUGCUGCGGUGCUGCUGUGCUGCUGCGCUGCUGUGCUGCUGUGCUGCUGUGCUGCUGUGCUGCGGUGCUGCUGCGCUGCUGUGCUGCUGUGCUGCUGUGCUGCUGCGCUGCUGUGCCGCUGUGCUGCUGUGCUGCUGUGCUGCUGUGCUGCGGUGCUGCUGCGCUGCUGUGCUGCUGUGCUGCUGUGCUGCGGUGCUGCUGUGCUGCUGUGCUGCAGUGCUGCUGUGCUGCUGUGCUGCUGUGCUGCUGUGCUGCUUUGCUGCUGUGCUGCGGUCUCUGUGUCAUAAAGGCCUGCAGCGCCAAUAGCACAUGUGUCGCAAAGAGUGGUGGGGUAGCAUCCUGUGUCCCCUCCCACACACACUCCCCUCCUCUUCCUCACUCCCCUGCUACGUGCAACCGCUCCCCCAGGUCCUUCUGUGGUCCCUGUGUGGUCAAAGCCUGCAGCGCCAACAGCACAUGCAUUGUGAACAGUGGUGGAGUGGCGUCCUGUGUGUGUGACCCGGGCUUCGUGCUGCAGGCGAAUGGCAGGACGUGCAUUGGUGGGGAACCAUGCAACCAUUCCUCUUUUUCCUAUUUCCCUUCUUCUAUGCUACAGAAACGUGCAGCAGCAACUCCGCCCUCCCCCUCCCCACACCUUCCUCCUUCAGAGCUGGUCUCUAUCU
Closterium sp. Naga37s-1 is the source of this 1660-nucleotide messenger RNA. The record is from the annotation of a GenBank genome assembly. Lineage: Eukaryota; Viridiplantae; Streptophyta; Zygnematophyceae; Desmidiales; Closteriaceae.